Messenger RNA from Tilletiaria anomala UBC 951, 3302 nucleotides. RefSeq lists its product as uncharacterized. The record is from RefSeq and is a predicted model, not a curated record. The transcript has a single exon. Bases 261 to 3071 code for a protein of 936 amino acids. NCBI's taxonomy places the organism in Eukaryota, Fungi, Basidiomycota, Exobasidiomycetes, Georgefischeriales, Tilletiariaceae.
UCUCUAUCUCACGCUCACAGCCAGCCCAUGGAGCAUAGGUGAGCGCGAGACGAGCAGACUGACCACCUUGGCCCCCCAGUCUCGACUCGUCGCUGGACCUCCCAAGCUGGCGCGGCAAAGACCGGUGGUCCGCACACACACACGGCACCGACACCGACACUGCAGGCCCGCAGCUCGCCGGGACGGAACGCGACGGCCUGCUGGGACAUACCUAGUGCCGUCAGCCUGACUCUCGGGCCUCGGCGUCUCGCAGGGGGUGCAUGUACCAACAUCACCUCCAUCCGCAAGGCAACAUGGGCCUCCACGGGGGCUCGUGGGAGAAUAGAGGAGACUGGGACAGACUCGACGAGGAGCCGUCGCCGGCUGCCAGCCACAAGCGCAAGAACAGCAUGAAGGGGUUCGAAUAUGGCGGCGAUCCUGGGGCUGAGGCAGCAGCCGCAGCUGUCAGAGCGCAUGGCCGGCCAUCAGAGUAUUCAAUGGAUGGUCGCGAGCACGACGACGACGACAACCCGCGAGGCUUGCGGACUGAGCGUGACGGGGACCGGCAGGAGCAAUGGCGCGAUCGCGCGAAGCGCAGGCGCAUCGAGGCGUCGGCAUCGCCGUCGCCUGUGCACAGCAGCCACGCCGAGAGCGCAUCCGAGCGCUACGGCAGCGAUUCCAGGCCCGAUGCCGCCGACAGCGACGGCGCACACGGGCUGCCGCCGCGUCGCUCCUCCGCGCUCGCUUCGUCCUCCGCAACAGCAGCAGCACCUCUGCUCCCGCGCCGGCAUUCAAUCGAGCGCGACGCAGCGCUCCCCCCGCUGCGCGGCCUCGUCGCUUCUGCUUCGGCCGCAGCCUUGUCGUCUGCACAUGCACAUGCUCAUCCACAUGCGCACCACGCCCGCUCCACCUCGACUGACGGCAGCGCUGCCAAGCUCCGCCUACCACCCAUGCUGUCCAGCUUCCCGGGACGCCUGGACCCGCACGAUGGCGCGCCGGGCGACGAUGCCGAGCAUGAGCGCGUACCGUCGAUUGCAUCGUCGACCAGCUCGCUGUCGAGCAUCGCACGCCGCCGCGGCGACAUUGCGCAGGCCAAAGCGAGUAAGCUGAGCAUCAGGACCAGUAAAGACGGCGGUGACUGCCACCACCACUCCCACCAUUCUACUUCCCUCGCGCACUCCCACUCCAACGCACACGCCCACCACCCCGUUGCGACGCCAGCUGCGGCGCCGGGCCGUGCGCGCCAGGACUCGCACCGGUCCAGCGGCUCGGACGACAGCGCCGCUGCGACCGCAUCUGCCGCGUCGACCAUGCUCGGCAUCCGCAACACUGACGGCGGCGCCGGUGGGGUGACGAUGAUGGUCGCACAUAGCGCGCCGCCGUACAAGACGACGUUCGCGGAAGACACCACCCCUCAAGACGCUUUGUUUCCUGCUACACAGCAGCAUAACUAUCACCAGCACCAUUUCCGCAACAACAACAACAGCAGCAGCUACCUUCGCCACACUGCAAACAACCACCGCCAGUACGGCUGGCGCAUAGUCAGCCACCCCGCGGGUGCAUACGGCACGCCGGCGUCGUCCAUUCCGCUUGCCACGGCGGGCCGCACGCCGCCGAGUGCCGCGAUGCUUGCUGCGGCGGCCGCCGCCGCGGCUGCCGCGGCCGGAGCGGGAGCACCGGGCGCAGGCGACGCACAUCAUCCCCACCACCACGUGCUGCCGCCCCCGCCGCCGACUGCUGCGAACACAGGCGGCAGGUACGUCGGCCCGAUCUUUGACAGCAAUGGCCGCCUCCCGCCGACGCCCAAAACCGGCGUGCAGCUGCCAUCCACGUCGUUGGCGGCGUCCAAGCCGGCUGUCCGGCCGCUGCUGCCCAGUGGUGCGGCCGCAGCUGCGAACGGGGCGGGUAUCAGCAACGGGCCGACGCCCAUGCUGACUUCGGCGUCCGCGGGCCCCGGCCCCGCUUCGGCAGCUGCAUCGCUGCUCUCGCGCGGAGCCAGCGCGGGACAGCCGGUGCCCGCGUCUGCUGGACUCCUGGCCCGCGCGUCAUCGUCGUCUUCGUCAUCGUACUCGUACCAUGGCAACCCGCCGCACUCGGCGGUGCCGGCAUCAUCCGCCGGCGCUGCGGAGGCACACGCGGCGAGCGCGGGUCCCUCGUCGGCGGCUUCAAAGCAGCAUUUUGUCGGACUCUUCGCGCAGUUCUUUGACAGCGUCGCGGACAGCCGCGCGCUGCGGACAACGUUGGAGGACCAGGUCGGGCGCAGCAACGCUUUGCUGCACACGCUCCAGAGCAGCACGCACUACUUUGAUGAGCUUCUUGAUCACAGGCUGCGCGAGGAGCGCGUCUACUGGGCGAGCAUCAUCGAGCGCUUGGAGACUCGCAUCGCUCAGCUCGAAGGCAGCGGCGACGGCACCAACGCCAACGUGAGCGGAAGCGGAAGCGGGUUGAAACGAGCCAGAGGCACUGCGGCGGCGGACAAGGCGAAGGCUCCUGCAGCAGCGCCCUUUUUCUCAUCUGCUCCAUCGCGAAAGAAGGAGCCGCCGGCAACAGCAGGAGCAGGAGCAACAAAAAAUCGACGCAGCCGAGUGUCGCCGUGCAUGACACCGCUUGGCACAUCAGCAGAGCUGCCGAGUGACUCACAUGCACCACCUCCCUCCGCGAGCGUCACGCAUGCCGCCUUCGGCUCAGCAGUAGUGGCGGCAGUAGCAGCGGCGGCGGAAACAUCAAGUGUCACACCAAGUGCAGCAGCAGCAGCGGCGAAUGGAAGCGAAAAGCCCUCCCCGCCGGUUUCACGCUCCAGUCUUGGUCAGCCGCAACCUUCGCCGUCUUCAUGGGCACACAGCCACAGCCAGCAUCAGCAUCACGCAUCAAAGUUGCCGUCUCCGCUAAGUGUAGCACCACCAGCAGCAGCAUCAUCGUCAUCGGCAGCAGCGGUCCACAAGUUUCUACCGCACCACCAUCACCACCACUCCGUCGCUGGUGGCGCGUCCCACUAUUCCUCCACUUUGACAUCCCAGCACUCGCACGGCAGCGCCUACCCCGAGAGCUCUUCGCGCGGCGGGCCGCCGGUGCAGAAGCAGCAGGCGUCAUGAUGCGGACCUUUUGGUGGUGACACGCAAGGGAGGUCUUUCGCAAUAGCUCGUAAAAUACGGUGACGCCCAAAUGCAUGCAUGUAUAUGCAUUGUCUUUUUUUUCUUUGCUGGGUAUCAAGGGCAGAUGCAGGACGCGCUAUUGUACGAGCACAAGUAUGUAACCCCCCCCCCGGAUUUCAUUCUUUGUCCUUUUUAGUAACCGCGCAUGUAUUGCAUAUCACUUUGAGACCU